AUGUCAGAGGAUACUAGGUCGUCGAGCGCACCUAGACCUCGCCGUGUCCUCGUUCUAUCAAAUCCAGAUCCAGGCGAUUCUAGUAGUAGUGAGGAUGAACGUCCUCGUCACCCUCGCCAUCAUCCCCAGGCUUCUAACUCUUCCUUGAAUCAACAUUCAACAUCAGUAAUUCCAACUCCACCACUGCGUCCUCCAAGACCCCCCGCUCCUCCCUUGACAACCGAUCUACCACAGCAUUAUCCUCCAUCCCGUUCAAAUCCCAAUCUAUCCUCUCCUUCGAGUCAGAGCUCAAAUGCAGUCGAAUCAACUCCUCCACCAAGCACUCCCGGUCAAACAGCACACUCAGAUUUGAGUAAUUCAGUCAUUGCUAUUGACGAUGGUACAACGCUCGUUGAACGUACCGAGUCCGCUCAACCCCCUACUCGUCUCCAGAAGAUCGCCGAUGUUCUCCACUUUCGCCAUCGCAGACCCUCACAUCGACAUCUUGGAUCUGAGGUUUCUCUCCAUUCUCCAUCCCCUUCUUCAUCGUCGACUGUACCACAUCUGCUUCCGUGGGUUAUUAUGGUAACCUAUGACUGUCAUGCCUAUACAGCUGUCGAUAUCACAAAUGCAAAUAGCGCAGCUUUCAUCUGGGAACGCAUUUUUGCUGAUCUCAAAGUACCGCAUGAAGAUCAAUGUGGACAGCUCUCCAUUUAUCGCACCCAAAUCGGCAAAGUCGCGAUCGGUGAACCACUAUCAGACGAUAACCUAAUUCGGCUGGUUCGUGAUCGAGGUGACAGUGAGGGGAGCUUGAAGUUCUUGGUUUGUCCUUCUCAAGCAAGGGUUCAGGACCCUUCGCUCCUAAACUCGCCAGUCAAAUCCGUGCCCCCGCCCCCCGUGCCAGUAUUCAGCCCCUUGGUUCCAAGGCCACGGCCAUCCAAGUCUUCUCGCCCGGAGAGUGUAUCUUCUGAAGAUCUAACGCCGGAUGCAGGCUAUGAGCCAUCUGUGAUAUCUGAUGACAUCGAUGAUUCAGAUAACAGGAGUACGAUGAGGCCACCUCCUCACUCCAAUUCAUCUGCCACCAUGUUAUCGUCACCACCACAAAGUGCACGAUAUGAAGACCGUCAACCUUCUCCCGCGUCCGCAAAAACACCGCAUUCAGCAGGCGUCGAUCGCCAUCGUUACGAUUCGUCUCAUGGACAGAGUCUUCCCUCUUCUCAAUCUACUCCUAUUCAUGAGAAUUUCCUCAAUAAACACCACCUGCGGAGAGGUUCAGAUGCAGAGACAGUUGAUCAAGCUUUUCGCGACGUUGAACGUCCAGCGGGGCUAGCUGGGGAAUGGACAAAACCACAGGAUAAUGGCAUCCAUCGGGCGCGAGCUAUGAUACUGCGACCCGAAAGAUUGACAACUUCCGACGAUCAUGCAGGACUCGCAGCCACCCGUGACAGCGAGGCGGGAUCUGUGGUGAGAAAGCCUUCUCCACCUUCGUCGUCGGGAAUGACGCGUUCGCCCAAGAGGAGACCAUCACACGUUGAGUAUUCCCGCCCAUCUCAGAACAAGCAGAAGGGGGGAGGAGGCAAGCCUGUUCCAUCACACUAUAUAUCUACACAUAAACCAGCCGAUUCUCCGACUCCCACAAGGUCGCUCAAUAAAGCGAAGAGCACAGAGGUUCUCAAGGGCUCGAAGCCCCCUCUGCCACACAUACUUCGCCCUUCACCGAGCCGGCCCCAUCUUCCUACUCCGUCCGGUUCGGGCACCAAUUCCUAUCCAAGACCCCUAGAUUUAGGACCCAGACCCAGGCCAUCUCAAAGCAGGCCCGAUAUUGUCAAUGUGGACACCACCACAUAUACUCGCGCUCAACAACCAUCAGCGAGCGGCACUCUUGGCUAUCUGUCACCCACUCAGGAACCAUGUCCGCGCCCACAUUCUGCCUCGCCCUCCCAGCAGCGUUACCCUACCAAUGACGCACAUCGCGACCGUGAUGAUUUUAGGCCCACUCACCAAACUCAGUCCAGCAGCGGCUCUUCAAGGUUUGGUGAAGUUCCCCUGAGAGAGGAUAAUUAUGGGGGAAUCACCCUUCCGUCAUCCCUAAGACCUGGUCCUUAUGCUGGUUCUCCAGCUCGCACCAACCCUCCAUCUGAAACUCCUCCCCGCAGCCCCGUUACUUCUCGGCCGAGUACGUCGAAUAAUACAUGCGGACUUACCUUUACUUCCACCGGGACGAUCGUACCUUCGACUUUCAAGACUGAUUCUGGUGCCAGCAGUCAGGAGAGCACAGCCACAGAGUCCACUUUACGUCCGGAUGAAAAGGACAAGCCGGUCUGGGAUAUCAGACUCAGACCCUUCAUAACGUCGGAUUCCUCGGACGAUGGAGUUGGCACUAAUGAAACUUACGGGACCGCGUCUUCUGAUCUGUGGUCGCGCAAACCCACGUCAGAGAACAAUGACACUUCUAGGACUCCCGUGUCUGGUACCAACCAGAAUCCCAGUCCUCCACGUCCCGCUCUUCACGUUACAACUCCAAGCUCUGGGCCUGGUGGUAUGACGCGCGGUGUCCCAGCCAAUUUCCCAGCACCACCUAAUUUCAUGCCUCAGCUACGCCUUCCUCGACCACGUACGCCGAAGACUAGGCACAAAAGCAGCACGUUUGAGGAAUCUACUUGGGCGCAUCGUCCUCCUCCAGAGGAUGUCUACGAUCGGCUCGAGGAGUUCUUCCCGGAGCAUGAUCUCGACAAACCCGUCAUUGAAGCUAAUUCUGGCGGGACAUCGCCCACUGCCAUAGACCAUACCUACGGGAUUCCAAACAUCGUUGAUAGAGACAAGGCGCUGGUACGACCGAAGAAGUCCAUCCGUAUCGUUGCGGAAGAACACAAGAAGCGGAUAGAUCGCUUUUCUAGGGGUGAUCUAUCAGCCGACAACAGUAUCUGGCGGAAGAGGAGCACGAAGUUAUGGGGAAGUCGCAUUGAGGAAGUCGAUACCUCGUCACAGACGAAGGCGAACUACAACAAGACGCUCCCUGACUCUCCGGCGGGUGGUCCCAGACCGAUAUUCAAAUGGGUCCGUGGUGAACUCAUUGGCAAAGGAACGUAUGGUCGCGUAUAUCUUGCCCUCAAUGCCACCACGGGCGAGAUGAUUGCUGUCAAGCAAGUUGAAAUCCCCAUAACCGCCAGUGACAGAAAAGACAACCGUCAGAUGAGCUUCGUACAGGCCCUCAAAAUGGAGAGCGAGACAUUGAAGGAUCUCGAUCAUCCUCACAUCGUGCAAUACCUUGGAUUCGAGGAGACACCGACGUUCUUGAGCAUUUUCUUAGAAUACGUACCCGGAGGCUCGGUCGGAAGCUGUCUGCGAGACCAUGGCAAAUUCGACGAGGAAGUUACGAAAUCGUUCACUGGACAGAUUCUCGAGGGUCUGGAAUAUCUCCAUUCCAAGAAUAUCAUACACCGAGAUUUGAAGGCAGACAAUAUCUUGGUGGAGAAAACGGGAAUUUGCAAGAUCUCUGACUUUGGUAUUUCAAAACGCACAGAUGAUAUCAAUGGCAUGGCUUCUACGGCGAUGCAGGGCACAGUUUUCUGGAUGGCACCGGAGGUCAUACAUCCGCAGAAAAAAGGCUAUAACUCCAAAAUUGACAUAUGGAGUGUGGGCUGCGUCGUCCUCGAGAUGUGGGCAGGGAAGCGGCCAUGGAGUGAUGAUGAAGCUAUAACAGUCAUGUUCAAGGUAUACCAAAAUAAGCAACCCCCGCCCAUACCUUCCGACGUGGUGCUAUCCGAUCUUGCAAAAGACUUCAAGGAUAGAUGUUUCGCAAUGCAAGUGUUUGAUCCGGAGGACCGCUCGAGCGCUGCGGACCUUCAACUACACCCAUACCUGGAACUUCCGGAGGGCUGGGUAUUCAACGAUUUUAAGUAG
This is a messenger RNA of Suillus subaureus, 3882 nucleotides long. RefSeq lists its product as uncharacterized. The coding region runs from base 1 to 3882 and encodes 1293 amino acids. Gene Ontology annotation, molecular function: ATP binding; protein kinase activity. The record is from RefSeq and is a predicted model, not a curated record. NCBI's taxonomy places the organism in Eukaryota, Fungi, Basidiomycota, Agaricomycetes, Boletales, Suillaceae. The transcript is spliced from 8 exons. Gene Ontology annotation, biological process: protein phosphorylation.